This is a messenger RNA of Cynoglossus semilaevis (tongue sole), 4836 nucleotides long. It is a transcript of the gene fbxl19, whose product is annotated as F-box and leucine rich repeat protein 19. Gene Ontology annotation, molecular function: zinc ion binding; protein binding; DNA binding. Bases 771 to 3176 code for a protein of 801 amino acids. NCBI's taxonomy places the organism in Eukaryota, Metazoa, Chordata, Actinopteri, Pleuronectiformes, Cynoglossidae. The record is from RefSeq and is a predicted model, not a curated record. The transcript is spliced from 10 exons.
CGUCCACUCACUGAGGCAAAGGUCUUUAAAUAAGCGAUUCCUGAGACGUGUUUAGAAAAUGUUCAAAACAUGAAUCCCAACUAAUCGUUCGUAAUUAAGCACAAUUAAUUCCUUCCAUUUCGUUGUACCUCUGUGUUACAAUGACAAUAAAGAUCGUGAUUAAUUUAGAUUAAUCAACAUCCCCAAAUAUGACAAAAAGUUUUCUCCAUGUUGCCGGUGAAGACAGACAAAUGACAACAGGCUGAUAUAUGUGAUUAACAUCUGUAUUUAUGACUAAUCGAAAUAAUGACAGCAUAUGGUGAAUUGUAAAGAAAAAGAAUGAGAGAGACGGAGAGAGAGAGAGUGAGGAGUGUUUAUUUAUAUCGCGGUGAAACUGACUCUUUCAAGAUGGCAGACACACCGGCGUAUCUCCGUAUGUGACGGCCAUAUUUGUUGUUCGUCAUUCUGUUCUGUGGGUCGCUGUAUGUGACGCAAUUUGACAAUAUCCGGGAAACAAAUGCGGUCCUGUUCGAGUGCAGCCCAUGAGUCGGAAAACGGUAAGUGUUUGUAAUGAGUGGCCGAGGAGGAUGCGACCUGAACCGAGGAGGUGAGACUGUGCUCCGCGGCUCAAAGACUCCGAGCUGCCGCUGUGUGACAGCCAGAGCCCUGGUAAGACACCGAGGAGAGAUCGGGGAGAGGCAGGGAGGGAGUGAAGCAGGAGCUGCAGGAGCAGCCAGCUGCUAACGCGUGAGCAUCAGAAAGAAAGGGGGAGAAGGCUAACCUGUUGGGGAAUGUCGGGUACUAAGGUGGUGGGCGGGGCUUCAGGUGGAGGUAGCAGCGGGGGCGGGGCCAGACGUAGGAGGACACGGUGUCGUCGCUGUCAGGCGUGCAAGAGAACGGAGUGUGGAGACUGCAACUUCUGUAAGGACAUGAAGAAGUUUGGAGGGCCAGGCCGGAUGAAACAGUCCUGUCUACUCAGACAGUGCACCGCUCCCGUGCUCCCCCAUACCGCCGUGUGUCUGACCUGUGGUGAGGCUGGGAAGGAGGACACUGUAGAGACAGAGGAGGAGAAGUUUAGCCUCAGUCUGAUGGAGUGUACCAUCUGCAACGAGAUCAUCCAUCCCAGCUGCCUGAAGAUGAGCAGAAGUGAGGGAAUCAUCAAUCAGGAGAUCCCAAAUUGUUGGGAAUGUCCCAAGUGUCACAAGGAGGGAAAGACCAGUAAGGACCAGAUGGACAACUCUGGGAAGCGACGACUAGAUAACGGAGAAGUGGUCCACUGGAAGCUCACUGAUGACCCACCUCCUAAAAAAAAGGCCCCUCCUUCUGUAGAGGAAGAAGGAAAAAUUGAUACGGUUCAUAAGAGGAAAAAGGACACGCCCCAGGACGGUGGUGCCAAGAAGAGGAUGAAAGUGUCGCAGGAGAAACGGCAGAAAAAGAAACCAAAACAAGAAGGGGUGGAGUCAAACGGAACGACGUCAUCAUCAUCGGUCUCUGGACAGCUUGGCUCCUCCUCCUCUGCUGGGGGAGUUGGCGGAGCCUUGGACCAACACUGGCAUCAUCGGGAGAAACUGGAGCGUUUUCGGAGGAUGUGUCUCCUCGAGCGCAGGCCUUCCUCCUCCUCCUCUUCCUCUUCUUCGUCGUCCAGCUCUGACUCUGACUCCGAUGACUCCCUGAAGCAACGUGAAGAGGAGGAGAAGAACCUAGAGGAGGGGGUCGGGCGUCCGGCCAUUAUGAGUGGUAGACAAGUGGAGAGAGAGAGAGAACGGGAGCGAGAGAGACGAUUGGCUGAACUGGGAUUCAGUGCCAGUGAGGACUCCGAUGGAGAAAGUGGGAGCAGGGGGGAGGAGCAGGUGGAGGAGCCACAGCCAUGGGGCAAUAAAGACACUUCUACCACGAAUCGGAGUAGGAAAAACUCUUUCCUCCACCCCCCCUCUCCUCUUUCCUCCAAUCAGGCGCCUCUGUCCGCCCAGCAGCGGUGCAAUGGGGCGGAGACGCGGAAUGGAUGGAUGCGGGGUGAGAAGGAGAAUGCCAGCACUCCUGUCACCAACCACAAACACAGUGGAGGCAGAGGGGGUGGAGCCAAGGGUGGAGGGAGUCGCAACAAUAAGAUUAAGAACAACCAGAACCAGACGGGCUUCAGGACCAGAACUCCCCCCUCUAAUGGAACGGGUGGGGGAGGAGGAGAAGACAAGAUGGGGGCAGCGGCGGCACACCCUUGCCUCCCUUCUCGCUCUCAGCUGAUGAAGCGCAGCCCAUCAGCUGUGCCUUCACCAUCACCACCACCUCGACCUGUUCAGAUGGAAAGACACCUGGUGCCUCCUCCUCCCACCUGCCCUGAGCCCAGCAGUUUGCCCCUUGAAGGAGGCUCCGCCCACAUCCUGAAGCGGGAGGCAUGGCUUCACGUCUUCUCUUUCCUCAGCCAACCAGAGUUGUGCAUCUGCAUGAGGGUGUGUCGCACCUGGAGCCGCUGGUGUUGUGACAGACGACUGUGGACCGGAAUGGACCUGAGUGGGCAGCGCUGCAUCACCCCCCCCAUCCUGAGUGGGAUCAUCCGACGGCAACCAGUGUCUUUGAACCUGGGCUUCACAAAUAUCUCCAAGAAACAGCUAAUGUGGCUGCUCAGCCGCCUACAGGGUCUGUUGGAGCUGAACGUCUCUGGUUGUCCGUGGAACGUCGUCUCCGGCCUCUGUCAGGUUCAGUGUCCCUGUCUCCAGAGGUUGGACCUAAGCAAGGUGGAAGACUUGAAGGACACUCAGCUGAAGGAGCUCCUGGCCACGCCCCAUUUGGCUCAGGGCGCCAGUGGAGUGCCGACUGGUAGGUUCCAGAAGCUGCUGGAGCUGGGAUUGGCUGGUACGGAGCUGACGGACGCUUCGGCACGUCUUCUGAUUGGUCACGUUCCUGCUCUGAAGAGGUUGGACCUGAGUCACUGUGGGAACAUCAGCGACCAGAUGCUCCUCACCCUCACGUCUCCCACCUCCCCCCUCCGAGAACGCCUCACCCACAUUAGCUUGGCAGGUUGUGUUAAAGUGACAGACCUGAGUGUGGAGCUACUGCGACGCUGCCCCUCACUGCAGAAGGUGGACCUGCGCUGCUGCUCACUACUGUCCCCAGAGGGGGGACAGCUGCUUUCCUUCCCAACUCACUCCACCACCUCCUCAUGUCCUCCCGAGGACAGAACGCUGCUAAAGAACAGCUAAACUCCUUCUCCAACACAAGCCCACCAUUAACUAUGUUACACUAACGUGAUGUAGAGCGACACGGUCAUGCAGAGCUGAGCGUGGACAGUAUUGCCCCCUGACUGUAAAUAUCUAUAGGUUACUGGAAAAGACCUUAAUUGUGACUCCUUUAUUGAUUUGUCCUUCAUUUGUCUUUAGCUGCUUCACCCCUUGCCAAUUUAACAUGCUAACGUUUUUCUCUCAGCUUCCAGCCGUGGUACAAAGCAAUUCAUAGCAAAGAUUCAAUGCGUUUAGCUAAGGUUAGCUUAGCGACCAAACUUAGUUCACCUGAGAUUAGUUUAGCCAACUAUAGCGAAGGCUAACCUGAUCCAGUUGCUCAAUUCAUCUCAUCUAAAGACACGUCAAGCUAAUUUAAAAUCAGAUAGGCAACAUAGUGUGGGUUCAAAUAAUUUAAUACGAUAUUGGCCAAACCAGAUAGAAUAGGCUGAGAACAUCUCAAAUGAUCUAAUAUAAGAUAGAAUAUGUUAGAAGGUUAAGGUGGACUAAAAUAAAGUAAACCAUAGCUAUAGUAAACCAAUCAGAUGUUGGCUAGGAUAAAUAAACAAAGCCAGAAUAAUGCAAGUUAAAAUAUGAUCAACUAAUAUUAACAAAUCCAGAAACAGCUACGAUCGUUGAACCAGGCGAAGUACAUCUUAACUAAGUUAGAUUGACCGAAGGCUAACUAGUCUGCUUGGCUGUUUAAAUCAGGCUAAGCUAAUCCUGGCUAAACUAUGUUAGGUUAAGCUUCAUGUUGUCUUUGCUCGUGUUCCCCUCCCCGGGUGGGGGCUAUGGCUGUUUAAGGGGGGGGGGCUUAUUCCUUACAUACACCUGGCGUACACCUGAGUAAUGACCAUGCGACCUAUGUCACAAACUUUGUUUUCAGUGUUAGCCCCCUCCCACCAUUCAUCAUCCAUCUGCCAACACUAAUUAUGGUCUAGACACGUUUGUUUUUUUAAUUUUCCUUAUUCCUCAGGACUUUUCAUUUUUUAUUUUUUGUCUGUUUAUUGUUUUUUUUUGGGUAUUUAUUAUUUUUGAUCCUGGUGGGAUGCCUGACAUUCCUGUGUGUGUGCGUGCGUGUGGGGUGGGGCAUCCCGGGCAGCAGUUAAAGUGAACUUUCUACUGAUGAAAAGUGUGUAGAUAUGUCGUGGGUGAACAUGAAACUGGCCGAUGGUAUGUAGGCGGAGUCUAAGUCCUGCCGUGGUGACCACGCCCACCACUCGUAAUUAUGUUGAUGCCAUGUUUUUUUUUAAAUUUUAGAUAUUUUCUAGGUGUUAUUUUUUUAAUGCCAUCUUGUGCCAUAUGAUGAUAAUGAAAUGAUCUCUUUCUCUCCCUCUCCUAUUUGUGAUUCACUGUUUAAAUUUUAUUUUUUUACGGUUUUUUCAUGAUUUUAUUUUUUAACUGUUUUUGUCGUUUUACACUUGACCUAGCAAAAAGUGGAAUCACACCUGAUUGGCCUCUUGCUGAGGUCCAAUCAGAUGUCUUGACAUAUCUUAGUAAAAGUGUGUGCACUGGAUCAUCGCUCUCUGUUUCUCGUCUCCAUGGAAACGAGGGAGGAAGAUGUUAGAACAAAGGAAAAAAAACAAGGCAGCUAUAAACAAAAACUAUCAUAACUGAUGGAAUAAAAGAGCAAUGUUUGUUUUCA